Acanthosepion pharaonis is the source of this 1242-nucleotide messenger RNA. The record is from the annotation of a GenBank genome assembly. Lineage: Eukaryota; Metazoa; Mollusca; Cephalopoda; Sepiida; Sepiidae.
AUGCCAAUCUAUCUAUCUAUCUAUCUAUCUAUCUAUCUAUCUAUCUAUCUAUCUAUCUAUCUAUAUCAGUCUCUCCAUAUCUAUCUAUCUAUCUAUCUAUCUAUCUAUCUAUCUAUCUAUCGCGAUCUUUCCAUUAUCUCUCUCUCUCUCUCUCUCUCUCUAUCUAUCUAUCUAUCUAUCUAUCUAUCUAUCUAUUUUUAUGCAAAUCUAUCUGUAUAUAUUUCUAUUUCCUCGUCACCCGUAGACGCCUCAGUUCAACGUAUUGGUCCUAAAAAUUCUUUCUGGCCGUUAUCAACAAAUACAUUUUUAACUCCCCCCCUAACUAUUCGCUACGUUUUUUCUUUCCCAAAUAUAAUUAUUUUCCCGCCACUAGACAUUUGCCUUUUCGUCUUUCUUUCAUUUCCCUCUGUCUUCUUCCGUCUUUUAUUUUCUAAAUAUCAUCUUCUAUUACGAAGCUUUGAUGAUUUUUCUUUUUGUCUCUCUUUCUCUUCUUUAAAUCGUCACGUUUGCCCUUUCUUUCUCUUUUCUCCGCUCUCUGUCAACCGGUUAAUCUUUCUAUUUUCUUUUCUUUCACUUUAUAAUUCUCUUUUACCUUCUAUUUCUCUUCCCUACGUCAUUCACUUCUUAUCUUUCCUUCAUUUCUUUCUGGGCUUUUGGAGUUUUCCGCCAUUUUUUCUUAAUGAAACUAAUUGUUUUUAUCAUACAGCUUUCUUUUUUCAUUUUUUUUUCUUUUUUUUUCAUUUUUCAUUUCUCUUUGUUUUUUUUUUUAUUUUUCUUACUUUAUUCUUUCUUUGUUUUUUACUUUUAGUUUUCUUCUUUGUUAAUUUGAUUUUCUUUCUUUCUUUUUUACUUUCCAUUCCUCUUUUUUUCGUCUUUUUUAAUUUGAUUUUCUUUCUUUCUUUUUUACUUUUCAUUUCUCUUUGUUUUUUCUUUCCUUCUUUUUUAAUUAGAUUUUUUCUUUCUUUUUCACUUUUACUUAAUUUUUUAAUUUGCAUUUUUUCUUUCGUUUUUUCCUUCCUUCCUUUAUUUUAUCAAACAUUCUUUCCUUCAUUAUUUACUUCUUUUCACUUAGCUUUUUUUCCCAUGUUUCCCCUCCCCGCUCGUUCUUUAUUUCCGUUUCCCUUCGUUCUUUUCAUCGUCUUUAUUCGUUUUCCGCCUCUUAACCGAUUUUUGAUGUCGUCCGCUUCAAACAGCAUUUUUAUAUUCACCCGAAACUCUGCUUUUUACUUAAGCAUAGUCUGA